Aureobasidium subglaciale EXF-2481 is the source of this 1051-nucleotide messenger RNA. RefSeq lists its product as uncharacterized. The record is from RefSeq and is a predicted model, not a curated record. Bases 71 to 1036 code for a protein of 321 amino acids. The transcript has 2 exons. NCBI's taxonomy places the organism in Eukaryota, Fungi, Ascomycota, Dothideomycetes, Dothideales, Saccotheciaceae.
CCUAGAUCAUCUGGAGACCCUUUAUAAACCAGGGUGUGUUGAUCCUUCUGCUAAUAUUCACAGAUCACUCAUGGCUUCCUUUCUCAAAGAGAAAAUAACUGGUGCUCAGUCCGACGUCGACAGCAGCAAUGCGAGCAAGUACUACAUUCAAGUCGCUGCAGCAACAUCCUACGAUGACACCAAGGCCAAGCAAAUCAUCAUCAAUGGUGCACCCACAGAACUCAACAAGAAUGCAAAGGUCGCUGUUCGCAUAAAAGAAUAUCAAGGCCUUCCACUCGAUUCCCCGGCUACCUCACCAUACUUUGAUGAUCAUGAACAUUCGAACGACACAUACAGUAUAGCUGUCUCCUGGAUUCCCGAGGAGGAUAUUGAUGCUAACGACUUGGUCUGGGGCAUUGAACUGAUCAACCCAAUCCGCGAUCGUAUACCUGGACGCUUCAUCACUACAGCCUUCAAUAUCGUUAAAGGCUUCAUCGAUUCGAGCUUGAAGUGUGAUCCCGAUGCCGACCAACCAUGGCUCAAUGGACCAGUACUAUGCUCUUCAGCCAUCACUUUCGGUAUUGGUUCAAAAGGCACAUGCGAACUUCCAGCCAUCCUUGCAGAAGGUGGUUUAUCGGAUGACUCUGCAGUGCGACAAAAACACAACAUCCCCACCUCGGACUCACAACGACGCAAGCAUUUCCUCGACGAACAGCACCGCAAAGACUUUGUCUUCGAAAAAGGACGCUGCUACGCUUUCGACUUUCACAACGGCUACAUCGACUGGAAGAACUACGCCCUGAAACUCCCCGGCUUCUCAUUCGGAGUACUGAAAUACAUCAACGACCGAACCCACACAACCAGAUUUGUGCUCAAGAGCCGAUCGACAGGAAAGGUGUGCGUAGCAACAACGUUCCGACUGUUAUACGGCGAAGAGCUGGAAAAGGCAAAGAAGAAGACCGCGGCUGCUGCAACCACACAGACAGGAGCCACGAAACGGAAGCCUAGGAAACUCGAACGGCGAGCAGGGACAAUUGGCACCGCUCCAAGGACCUGAUGCCGGCAAUGUUGA